Pogoniulus pusillus (Red-fronted tinkerbird) is the source of this 3871-nucleotide messenger RNA. Its product is annotated as opsin-5-like. Gene Ontology annotation, cellular component: plasma membrane. NCBI's taxonomy places the organism in Eukaryota, Metazoa, Chordata, Aves, Piciformes, Lybiidae. Gene Ontology annotation, biological process: cellular response to light stimulus; phototransduction; G protein-coupled receptor signaling pathway. The record is from RefSeq and is a predicted model, not a curated record. Gene Ontology annotation, molecular function: G protein-coupled photoreceptor activity.
AGCGAUCUCCACCUCCUUGCCUCCUCUGUCACUCUGAGCAUGUCCUUGGAGCACCUCACAGCCCAGCAUGGGGUCAUGCCAAGUGGCCCAUCAGAUCUUCAGGGAGAGAUGGGAAAUGCAUCCAACACCUCUGUGUUCAUCUCCACCUUGUCAGAGAGAGAAGAUCUGAUUUUUGGCACGCUCUAUUUGGUCUUUGGCAUCAUGUCCCUCUCUGGGAACUCACUGCUCCUGCUGGUGGCCUAUCAGAAGAGGUCCAUGCUGAAGCCCGCUGAGUUCUUCAUUGUCAACCUAGCCAUCAGUGACCUGAGCAUGACGGUGACUCUCUUUCCCUUGGCCACCCCCUCCUUCUUUGCACACAGGUGGCUCUUCAACCGGGCAGUCUGCACCCUCUAUGCCUUCUGCGGGGUCCUGUUCGGGCUGUGCAGCCUCACCAGCCUGACGGUGCUCAGCACGGUUUGCUGCCUGAAGGUCUGUUACCCAGCCUAUGGCAACAGGUUCUCGCCCUGCCACGCCGGAGUGCUGCUGCUGUGCGUCUGGGCAUACGCCCUGAUGUUUGCCACCGCCCCCUUGGCUGAGUGGGGCAGCUACGGCCCCGAGCCCUAUGGGACAGCCUGCUGCAUCACCUGGAAAGCCUCCAAUAGGGAGGCCACGCUCUACAUCCUUGCCCUCGUCAUCUUCUGCUACCUUCUACCCUGCCUCCUCAUCCUCGUCUCCUACUCUCUGAUCCUCUGGACAGUGAGGGUGUCCCGAAGAGCCGUCAGGCAGCACACGUCCCCCCCGGCGAGACCCCGCAGCGUGCACAGCCUGGUCGUGAAGCUGAGUGUUGCUGUAUGCCUGGGCUUCCUGGCUGCCUGGACCCCUUACGCCAUUGUUGCCCUGUGGGCAGUCCUUGGCGACGCCAGCCAGGUGCCAGCUCUGGCCUUUGUGCUGUCAGCUGCCUUUGCCAAGUCCUCAACACUCUACAACCCCCUGGUGUACCUGCUCUUCAAGCCCAACUUCCAGAAGUUCCUCUCCAGGGACAUGGUGCUCCUCCAGGCCAUCCGCACCCUGCUCUGCUGUGGCUGCCCCAGUGCUGCACUCCAGUCUUUCCCACCCCCAGGCUUUGGUGACCAUCCUGUGGCUUGCAGAAACUGCAACGAUGCUUUUGAGUGUUUCAGUAACUACCCCAAGUGCCAUAAACUCCCCCAGGCACCCAGCAGUUCUCCCCAGCGCGCUCCCCUGGCUCUGCUGGCCGGGGGAGCUGCUCGCCAGCCUGCGCUGAAGAGGACAGUGCAGGUCAUGGUGCUUGUCACACGGAAAAGCUCAGGCCUGGGCACUGCGAAUGUGGUGGGGGAAGCCCUGCCAUCAGAUACUAUGAAAGACCUUCUUUGAGCCCAGCUGUGCUGGGCUGGGUCCUGCCAGCAUGCUGGAAGACAAACCCAAACACAACAUUACUCUCGCCUACAUACCCAGUGAGUCUCCAGCAUGUUCUGCAGGUGAAAUGAUGUGAAGAUUUAAGACCAACUUUGCCUCCCACUCUAGCCUGGCUCUUGUGACUCUGAGCCUAGUCUUUGCACUUGAAAAAAAAUCCACCCUAAUAGACUUCCCAUGCCUGAAAUCUUCCCAGAGUGCAAGUCCAGGGUGUAGUUUCUCCUACAACUUGCUCUCUGGGCUCUCGGCCUUUGUUUUUCCAUCCUGGUGCUCUGAUGACCAAGUAGGAACUUGGUUGUCUUAAGAAUUUGUGCCUGGCAGGGGGGCUGUGGGCCAGGAGGCCCCUAGAGGCAUCCUGCCCCCUAUAGCAGCUCCUCCAGUCCCUGCUGAUCGUGUCCUUUCCCACCAGGGCAGGGGACCGCUCCAUUCAGCUACCUCACUUGGGGUUAUGAAGCAUCUUUAGAUACCUCUAGAGCCUGCUCUCUGUGCAGGUGGUGUUACCCCACUCCCUCGGUUUGAAUACAAACCCACUGCUGUCCUGUAGAUCGAAAUGGGAGCUUGCCUUCAGAGUGAGAAUUUGGGGUUAAAGUAACCCCAGUGAGUAAGAGCAGUCCCAGGCUGUGGUGUCCCGGUAGGAAAUGGUGGAUCAGUGGCCGAGCACCACCCUGCAGCUGCAGCUGUGGCCACAGGGUGGCAGCAGUGACAGGGGAGUUGUUGCCAUCACUCUGCUGUGCCGGGAGCGGCUGCCUGGCCAGCAGCGUCCUGCGGGCGUAUGGUCACACACCCCCAGUUAAAGAUCAGCGUGGACAGGCAACCCACGGCAAGGGUCUGGGCUGAAAACGACCAAGAGGCUGUGAAAGGGCCUGAUGCAGAGCCAUCAAGAGAGUCCCCAUGUCCCGCCAUUUACUGUGACAGGCGCAGGCAGGCUUGCAGCCACCUCUCUCCCAUAGCAAGCUGGCAGCUCUGGGGUGAAGUUCAGCUGGGGCUAAGCUCAGGGGAUCCCUAUCCCACCCCCAGCACCGGGCUGCUAGUGUGCCCUGCCUUGGGGCACAGGCGGGAACCUGUUUUGCUUUGCGGGGUCUGAAUAGCACACACAGGGUGCUGAAGGGUUAGGUUAUGCCCCCAAAAAUGGGAAGAUACAUUCGAGGUGGUGAGAAGACUCAGAAGAGGUGGGAACUGCGCUGCCUGCUGGCGCCUAGCCAGGCAGAUUUUUGUGGAAGUGCUUUACAUUGUCGCUGAUUAAUAAAUAAACCCACACCUCAACACAUCCCAGGGCUGCAGCAUCAAACCAUGGAUGUGCCAAAUGGGAAUAGCAAACCAUUUUCUGCACCGAGUGCUGAGAAACAGAUGCUGCUUCCAGGACCGCCCCUGUCUGUGAUCUGCCUACAGGUCUGCUUGCCAGCUCUGCCUGUAAACUGACCCAAUGCUCUCCCUCCUCCCUCCCUAUCCAGAUACAGAACUUGUUAUUUAUAGCAGUUGCUCCCAGAACUGCCUUUUCUUAACAGAGAUAAAACAACCUCUUCCCUGCCCAAGGCACCCAGCACCUGAUAAAGGUCUUCCUGCUGUGAAGCUGUGCAGAGAUCCAGAGGUGUGCUCUCAGGGGCAGGCAGCAGGUGCCCACCUCUGUCCCGUUUAAGGUGCAGACUUGGUAUCACUGAAACUAGGCAUUAAAAAUGCUGAGGUCUUUUGGCCUUGAUGUCAUGGUCCAGUUCCAGCACGGGCGGCAGUGGGGCUGGUGUGAGUUCUGUGGUGAGGUGGUUGCAAAUGGUUGCUGCAUGUGAAGGCACCCAACAAAGCAGCAAAGGGUGCUGGGUGUGGGUGCCUUUACUGCCUUUACUUUCCCUGUGUGCCAUCAUUACUGUGUGCUGCUGCCCAGCUCUCGUUAGCACGACAGCAUGGCAGUCGUGUCACUUGCUUUUGUUCCUUGGACAUCUCCACGCAGCUGCUUUAACUGACAUUUUCCCUGUGACAGAAGAGAGCCUGUGACAAGGGAGGGUUGAUACUUCUGGGGUGCACGUGCAUCAUCUUAGGAUGGUUUUGCCUAUGUGUGCUACCUGCAUAGGUUGGGGCAGGGCAGGGUUCAUGCACAAAAGCCAAGUGAUAACUGAAAGGCCAUGCAGGGAGUGAUGCUCCGUAGCUUCCCACUCCUACUAUGCAAAAUGCUCCUACCCAGCCCAGAGAUGUGUAGGAUUUGCAAGAUGCCAAGAAAAACCAGGCAGCCAGUGAAGAGAGCAAACAAAGUUUCCAGUGUGGGCACAGGUUUCUAGAAGGGUCAGUCGCUCCCUGGCCUGGGUCACAGCUCUCUGGCCCUGACCCCCACCACAGCGCAGGGUGCUGCUCCUCGUGUCUCAUCCCAGGCACCCUGGCACAAAAGUGAAUCAGAAGCACUCAGUCGCUGCUGAGCAGUCAUCGUGUUCCAGAAGCUGUACAUCUUUGAAGUAAAUUAGCUCCUGCAAAACUG